Molecule: messenger RNA, 3272 nt
Organism: Dermochelys coriacea (leatherback sea turtle)
Lineage: Eukaryota; Metazoa; Chordata; Testudines; Dermochelyidae
Product: protein ALP1-like
Exons: 2
Coding region: 2319-3119 (266 amino acids)
Source: RefSeq, a predicted model, not a curated record
CUGAGACCUUGAAAUUGAUUAAAAAUUCAAUGAGAAGCCAGUGAAAAGAGCAGAAGACAGAUGUGAUGGUAGUCUGCGUUGCUGAGGAGGUGCGCUGCAACUGUUUGUAGUAGUUGGAGUUUCCUAAGUGCUGAAGGUUUUGUGUUCAAGUAUUUCCCUUUGCUGUAGUCCAGCCAAGAAGUGAUAAAGGCGUGAAUAACUGAGGCAGGUUGGAAAGCAUUGGUCCCAGAUGUUAAAAAGCAUUACUUAUGGACAUUGCAAUGUGAGAGCUCAGUGUCAGCAAAGAAUUCGGAAAUAGUUCUACACUAGGGACUGAAUUGACCAAGUUGGGGUGUGGACUUUCCGUCAGAGUGCACCAUAGCUGCAAACUCUUCAAAAUUCUUUCUUCUGCCUACCAGCAUCACUUCUGUUUUUCUCAGGUUCUGAUUCAGCCAACUGAUCUCAUCAAGCAUUGUGCCAUCUUGGUGGCAGUAGUGGUGUGCUCGUAUACUGUGAACGAUAGGUAGAGUUGUGUGUCAGCUGCAUAUUGCUGGUACGUGAGUCCAUGUUGUCUAACCAGUUCAUCUAAUGGUUGCAUAUAGAUGCUGAAAAGGGCUGGAGAGAGAUUUGAUCCUUGUGGAACCCCAUGAAUGAGGGGUCUAGUGGUGGAGGUGCAGUUUACUAUCACUGCUUGUUGGGUGCAUCCCUCUAGGAAGGACUCAAAAACAUUUUAGCACAUUACCCUGGACUCCUUUCACUUCUCUCAAGUGACACUGUUCCCACGUGCUGAACCCACAUGCUGUCAGCUCUGUCUAUAAGGCGUUACACCUGGACAUGUAAGUGUCCGCCAGAUGCGACUAGCAAUAAAAGUCUUGGGCUUCCCAGACCACCUCAUUGUCUUGCAGCAGUAGUUGAGGAGGGAAAACAAACUAUUUUCCACACCAUAUGGGUUAUAUUGCUUUUCAGAAUUCUGAAUGGUAACAUUCCUAAGUCCGCCCCCACCCCUCACACAUGUAACUUAAUGGUGUGGACCCUUGUUCAAUAUCUUUUAUCCUGCACCAAUUAAGGUCACCUCCUUUGUACCAAAUUUUUACUUCUCUGUGGUGAUAAAAGGACAUUUUUUCUUGCUUUAUAUCACGUCAGGCCACUUUUAUUUUGUAUAGCAUGUGUCUUCCAUGUACUGCAUGUUACUGCUUUUGUGUUUUACCUUACAUGGUAACAAAUAACUUUAUCUUGUACUUUAUUGUAAACAGUUACAUUGUAUAUUAUAUACAGUUAAUAAAGUGUCAUUAAUGAGCCCGUGGUUUUACUCAUUCAGUGCAUGCUGCUAGCUUCUACUGAAAUGCCUUGUCAUGUUCCUCCAGCAUAUCUAUAUCAGCUUGGUUUCAGAGUGACAUACCAGUCUAAAACAGCUCAGCUCCCAUGCUGAUCCCAUCAAGUUUCCUUCCGUUGUAUUGCUGCCCCAUCUCAGCAGGUUUAUACAUUUUAAAAUUUACAUUUUUCUCCAUAAAGUUAUUUUAACAGUUCUUUAACCAUUUUUGACAAGUUUCAAGUUGGCACAAUUCUUUAGAUGGCUGCAGAUUGGUAAAAGUUAAUAACACUGGCAUAUAAAUAAAUUGAAUAUUAUUAUACUGUAUUUCCUUAAUAGAUUUAACCCUGAGGGUGUCUACACUGGCAAAGUUACAGGACUGGCCGUUACAGUGCUGCUCAGAGAGCACUGAAGGGAAACCUCUGUUGUGUGUUUACACUGUCAGCUGCCUGCACAAUAGCUUGUUGGCACUUGCAGUGGUAUUCAGAGUGGUGCACUCUGGGGAGCUAUGCCGCAAAGCAGGUCUUCUUUUUCUGCUGCUAAGAGUUGUGGGAAGCGGAGGGGGUCACGGUGCAUCCUGGGUCCUGUCCCAAUGCCCUGUGAUGCAUCGUUUUGCAUCCCAGCAAUCCCUGUGCUUCCAUCCACAUUUGGGGCUGUCUUUCAACGGUUUGCAUACUGCGCGCUCUCUGCCUCUUCGGUCUGCAGGAAUGGAUCCCAAACUGUUGACCAGUAUGCUGCUCGCUCUGACUAAUACGUCAUCAUGAGUGGCAGUGGAGUUAUUCCUUAAACUACAAAGGCAAGAGGAGUGUGACAUUGAUCUCGCUGUGACACGAGAUUGCUUGUGGCAUUCAUGAAGGUGCUGACCAUAGAGGAACGCCACUUUUGGUCUCGGGGAAACAAGCACUGAGUGGUGGGAUCACAUCGUGAUGCACGUCUGGGAUGACUUGCAGUGGCUGCAGAACUUUAGCAUGAGGAAAGCCACAUUCAUGGGACUGUAUGUUGAGCUCGCCCCAACCUGCCACACAAGGACAUGAGAAUCAGAUCUGCCAUUGGAGAACACGUAGUGAUUGCACUGUGGAAGCUGGCUACUCCAGACUUCUACCGAUGGGUCGCUAACCAGUUCGGAAUGAGAAAGUCGACUGUUGGACUUGUGUUGAUGAAAGCGUGCAAGGCCAUUAAUCGUAUCCUACUCCGAAAGACUCUGGGUAGCGUGCAUGACAUUGUGGAUGGCUUUGCACGAAUGGGCUUCCCUAACUGUGGAGGGGUGACAGAUGGCACGCAUAUUACAAUUCUGGCAUCAGACCACCUAGCCGCCGAGUGCAUUAAUCGCAAAGGAUAUUUCUCAAUGGUUCUCCAGGCACUUCUAGAUCACCGUGGGUUUUUCACAGACAUUAAUGCAGGCUGGUCUGGAAAGGUGCAUGACAAACGCAUCUUUUGGAACACUGGCCUGUUCAGGAAGCUGCAAGCAGGGACUUUCUUCCUGGACCAGAAGAUCACCAUAGGGGAAGUCGAAAUGCCCAUUGUGAUCCUGGGAGACCCUGCCUACCCCCUAGUGCCAUGGGUUAUAAAACCAUACACGGGGCACCUUGACAGCAGCAAGGAGUGGUUCAACAACAGGCUAAGCAAGUGCAGAAUGACUGUUGAGUGUGCUUUUGGCCAUAAUAUUUGUGGAGGGAAGGGUGAAAGCUUCACUCAGGGCUGGACCGCAGAGGCUCACCCCUUGCAGGCUGAGUUUGAGCAGCCAGAGAUCAGGGCUAUUAGAGGGGUGCAGCGCAGGGCAAUAAGGAUCAGGGAUGCCUUGAGUCAGCAAUUUGAAGCUGAAAGCCACUAAUAUUUGUUGCUGUGCUCGGGAAUGUGGUGCUUUUAAUGCUAGGAGGUGAUUGAGAUUGGUGCAGGCGAUGCAAUAUGAAGGUUUAAGGUAAUUGUUGCUUUGCAGGGCUCUGUUUGAUUUCAGUUAAUAGAAUAAAGAUUGUUUUCAAACCAA